Messenger RNA from Notolabrus celidotus (New Zealand spotty), 3322 nucleotides. Its product is annotated as cyclin-dependent kinase 17-like. The transcript is spliced from 17 exons. Bases 489 to 2069 code for a protein of 526 amino acids. The record is from RefSeq and is a predicted model, not a curated record. Gene Ontology annotation, cellular component: nucleus; cytoplasm. NCBI's taxonomy places the organism in Eukaryota, Metazoa, Chordata, Actinopteri, Labriformes, Labridae. Gene Ontology annotation, molecular function: ATP binding; protein kinase activity. Gene Ontology annotation, biological process: protein phosphorylation.
GGGGCGCUGUGGGGUUACACAGACAGCCUCACUGCCUCUCCUCAGUCGCCUGGGAGCGGCGCUGUUUCCCGGCUGACACCCUGAUGAUGACACGGCUGUGUGGUGUUUGGUGGCAGCGUCAGCAGGCAGAGAGAUCAACCAGUAAUCACCAUCGUCUCUCACACUGCCAUGGUCUCGAACCCGACACGAAAAACCUCGUCCAACGCUUUCUAUUUUCUCCCCGAGAGUAAAAACUUGAACGCUUGUAAACGCAGGCAUGCUACCGGACGUUAAAAGCCCGUGGAUAUAAGCGACACCGGAGACCUGAGACUAGAAACCACCACACGGAAACCACAAAGAAGAAGAAGAAGAAGAAGAAGCAGUCGGUGCUUUUUGUUUUUUCACGCUCGGAGGGAAAGACGGCAUCCGGCUUGAGGAGAAGCUCCGAGGUCGGGGACUCCGGUCGGAGUAACGCUCAUCGUUUCUGGCCUCCCCUUCCCGAGAGCUCCAUGGAGAAAAUGAAGAGAUUCAAGCGGCGUCUCUCUCAGACGCUACGAGGCAGCCACACCAUCGAUGAGUCGCUGUCUGAGCUCGCCGAACAGAUGACCAUUGAGGAGAACGGCCUGAAGGACAGCGAGCCCAUAGUGAGGAAUGGGCGUCCUCCAUCAGCCCACAGUGUCCACUCCUUCCUCCACCAGUACACAGGCUCCUUUAAGAAGCCGCCGCUGAGACGGCCCCAGAGCGUCAUAGGGGGAGGCCUGGGCUCACUCAUGGUCAUGCCUCGCAACGGCAGUCGCCUCGAUAUCGUCCAUGAGAACCUGAAGAUGGGGUCGGACGGGGAGAGCGACCAGGCGUCUGGGACUUCCUCCGAUGAGGUGCAGUCGCCCACGGGUGUUUGUCUGCGGAACAGGGGGAACAGACGCAUCUCUGCAGAGGACCUGAACAAGCGUCUAUCCCUACCGGCUGACAUCAGGAUACCUGACGGUUAUCUGGAGAAGCUGCAGCUGAGCAGCCCGCCCUUUGACCAGCCGCUGAGCCGACGCUCCCGCAGAGCAUCACUGUCAGAAAUUGGAUUUGGGAAGCUGGAAACCUACAUCAAACUGGACAAACUGGGGGAGGGUACGUACGCCACAGUGUUCAAAGGGAGGAGUAAACUGACAGACAACCUGGUGGCGCUGAAGGAGAUCAGACUGGAGCAUGAAGAGGGGGCGCCAUGCACAGCUAUUAGAGAAGUGUCGUUACUAAAGGACCUGAAACACGCCAACAUUGUGACGCUGCACGACAUCAUCCACACAGAGAAGUCACUCACGCUGGUCUUUGAAUACCUGGACAAAGACCUGAAGCAGUACAUGGACGACUGUGGGAACAUCCUGAGUAUGCUGAAUGUCAAGAUCUUUCUGUACCAGAUUUUGAGAGGUUUGGCGUACUGUCACAGGCGGAAAGUUCUCCACCGAGACCUGAAGCCCCAGAAUCUGCUCAUCAACGACCGAGGAGAACUUAAACUGGCCGACUUUGGCCUCGCGAGGGCCAAGUCUGUGCCCACCAAAACAUACUCUAACGAGGUGGUAACACUCUGGUAUCGGCCCCCUGACGUGCUGCUGGGCUCCUCCGAGUACUCCACGCAGAUAGACAUGUGGGGUGUGGGUUGUAUAUUCUAUGAGAUGGCUGCCGGCAGACCCCUGUUCCCUGGCUCCACAGUGGAGGACGAGCUGCACCUCAUCUUCAGGCUGCUAGGCACUCCCAACGAGGACAGCUGGCCUGGAAUCUCAUCCAUCGACGAGUUCAAGUCCUACAAGUUCCCCAAGUACAAGGCCCAGCCUCUUAUUAACCAUGCCCCAAGGUUGGACACUGAUGGCAUCGACCUGCUGAUGUCAUUCCUAAAAUACGAGUCGAAAAAGAGGACCUCUGCUGAUGAAGCGAUGAGACAGCCGUACUUCAGGAGCCUGGGGCCACGCGUGCACACACUGCCAGAGAACAUAUCCAUAUUCACACUGAAGGAGGUCCAGCUGCAGAGAGAUCCUGGCUACCGGAACUCGUCGUACCCUGAGUCAGGCAACGGAAAGAGCAGAAGACAAAGCAUGCUGUUUUAGAUUCUCUGGACUGUAUUUUUUUUUUAUUUGGGAAGGAUCUCCUCGCUGUACAGUAACCUGAGAUGGAUGUUGGCGCUGAGCAUCAUCAUCAUCAUCACCAUCAUCACCCCUCAGAAACUACUUGGGGGGGAAACUCGCCCACAGUGCGGCCGAACCCCUCCUCUCCAGGUUUGGCCUGAAGCGGGCCCAAAAGAGACGUUUAUAUACUGUACAUCUAUAUUUAUUGAGAAGAGAAUUUGCUGCUAAAUACAACUACUGUCUAGAAUUCUAACUGGCUCAGUCACUUUAAUGAGUACAUGCAAUGUGUAUAGAUCUUUAAUUUUUUUUUGAAGUGGUGGUAUUUUUAGUGAUAAUUUUUGUCAUUUUUCCAUUUUCAUACAAACAAAACUGCACCUCAAAGCUCCUCAGUGUGUGUGUGUGUGUGCGUGUGUGUGUCGGGGUGUGUGAGACAUGCAGAGGGAUGUUUCUGUAGCAAUUCAAAAGGGUUUGAUUUUCUGUCUCUGUUGCCACGGCGCUGUUCUCAGCUGCACCUUUCGUAUGCGACCGUUUACUCUGAAGGGUUUUUUUGAGGGCAGCUUUGAUAUAACAGAUAGUUUUAUCCUAACUGGAGGCCGUCGUGAAGGCUGUGCGUUCUUGUCAGAUGCUGGCAUAUCAUUCCGGGAUGCUGUGGUCUCGUGUCGUGACCAAUGAACGAAUGCAAGAGGAGGGGGGGAAAGGCAAUGUAGGAUUAUUAACAAGGGCAUUACAGGAUUAGUUACGCCGCCUAAAUUCUUCAGAAGAGAUUAAACUGCUGUGAAAAACCCUCUCAUCCUUUUCCACCUCAAUCUGACACCUAAUCUGCUGCAAAGACGAGGUGCAAAGUGUUGGAAUCUGCGACUCUGCGACUCUGCCUUUGUGAAUUACAGAUGUGUUCCCCUGAUGCCAUUCCCAUCUCCCAUCAGCUGUAAAAAUGGAUCCCCUUUCUUUUCCUGGAUUGCCUCCAUCAUCGUGUUGCAUGCCUGCUCUGUUGUAUGAGGAAGCACACAGCCACUGAACUCCUACUUCAGGGAGCACUAGCUAUAGUCCUGCCCCCAGUGAAUAUGAUACUGAGUCAAAGUCUAUUUAACAGUGUUACCAGAGAUGUUUUGUAUGAUAUUCUUUAACUUUAUUUGUGGAUAAUUGUUAUUGGUGUGGGAUUUCCUUGCAGAUACCCCCCCAUAUUUGAGCUUUUUUUUCCAGAGUAAAGAAAAUAAAAUCUAAAGUUUAAACAGAAA